This is a messenger RNA of Coniosporium apollinis CBS 100218, 2787 nucleotides long. RefSeq names its product dynamin GTPase. The record is from RefSeq and is a predicted model, not a curated record. Gene Ontology annotation, molecular function: microtubule binding; GTPase activity; GTP binding. The coding region runs from base 1 to 2787 and encodes 928 amino acids. Gene Ontology annotation, cellular component: membrane; microtubule; cytoplasm. The transcript has 3 exons. NCBI's taxonomy places the organism in Eukaryota, Fungi, Ascomycota, Dothideomycetes.
AUGAGCAGCAGGCUGCUCGCCGCACGUCUCGCGCCUGCAGCCCGCCGAGCCACCCUCAUCCCCCCACGCCGCCUCGCACAUCACUCAAGCUCCACCGCUGGAGGUCUACUACGCUCCGAGGCCGGCCAGCGGCUCCUCAAGCGGCGGCCAUGGCCCCUCGGAGCGUAUGCGCUUCACAAUCUACCAGCUGUCCGGACCAUCUCGUUCGUCCGUGUGCUGCCCAAGCUGGUCACAAAGUUUGCGACGCUGGGCGCUAUGGCUGGGGGCGCCAUGAUAGCUGGCCUGUCAUACUUGCAGUAUCAAGCGGGCCAGGCUGGUAGUUACGUGGUGGAUGUUUUCAAACGCGCCAGUGAUGCGGCCACAACCGGUGCUGGGAACCUCUAUGGCAGUGCUAGCGAGGCUAUCGAACAGACGAGGAGGGGCUGGCAGAAGGCAAAAGAUGGAGUAGAGCUGCCAGAAUGGCUGCGGACAAUAUUCGAAGGUCGGGAGGGGGCUUCUGGGAAUGGUCAACGAGGCUCAGGACCUGAAGGGUCGCCCAACCAAAGCCGCGCCGGGACUGCCACUGCAGCGGUGGGUGGUGCUGCGACCGCCUUUGCAUACGACGACGAGUCCGAGAAAGAUGAGGCAAUAGAGGAAAAGAUUGCACGCGACGAUCAGAUGAUGCUGUUGACAAAGAAGAUGAUCGAGAUCAGGAGCUUGCUGCAGACAGUGGGCCAGUCGGAUGCAUUGACGUUGCCUUCUAUCGUGGUUAUUGGGUCGCAGUCUUCGGGCAAAAGCUCGGUUUUGGAGGCUAUCGUAGGACACGAGUUCCUACCAAAGGGCUCCAACAUGGUCACAAGGCGGCCGAUCGAGCUGACUCUGGUCAAUACUCCGGAUGCGCAGGCCGAGUAUGGCGAGUUUCCCGCCUUGGGCCUGGGGAAGAUCACGGAUUUCACACAGAUACAGAGGACUUUGACGGAUCUCAACCUGGCCGUACCAGCAAGCGAGUGUGUGUCCGAUGAUCCUAUCCAGUUGCGCAUCUACUCGCCGAAUGUACCUGAUCUUUCUCUGAUUGACCUCCCCGGUUACAUACAAGUGACUGGAAGAGAUCAGCCAACCGAGCUUAAGGAGAAGAUCGCGGAGCUCUGCGAGAAGUACAUCCAACAACCCAACAUUAUCUUGGCGAUAUCAGCGGCCGAUGUUGACUUGGCCAACUCUACUGCACUGCGCGCCUCUAGACAAGUUGAUCCAAGAGGAGAAAGGACAAUCGGAGUUAUUACCAAGAUGGAUCUUGUGGACGCAGAGCGGGGUGCUAGCAUGUUGACGGACAAGAAGUACGCUCUGCGACUGGGUUAUAUCGGAGUCGUGUGUCGUGUGCCGCAGACACAGGGCAAACUUUUCAAGCGUGGAAGCGGCAACAUCACGAAUGCUAUCGCGAAGAACGAAGACGCCUACUUCUCGUCUCAUCCGGCGGAGUUCGGCACGGAAUCCUCAAUCGAGGUGGGCACGAAGAAUCUCAGGAAGAAGCUUAUGUACGUCCUGGAGCAGACUCUGGCAGCAAGUCUCAAGACGACAAGCGAAGCUGUACAAGGCGAGCUGGCGGAAGCGACAUACGAGUUCAAAGUACAAUACAACGACCGUCCUCUGAGUGCUGAGACCUACUUGGCGGAAAGCCUGGACUCUUUCAAGCACUCAUUCAGAGAGUUCACGGAGCACUUUGGCCGGCCAGAAGUACGUGAGUUGCUCAAGUACGAACUGGAUCAGCAAAUCUUGAAUCUUCUGGCGUCACGGUAUUGGAACAAGCCUUUAGAAGACCUCUCCCCGCCACUACCCGAGACCGAUCCUCUGAGCGGGCUACCCAAAGCCGAUCCGGACAAUCAGCUAUGGCGCCUCAAACUCGAUGCUUCGACUGCCUCCCUUACAAAGCUGGGCAUCGGCCGCCUUGCAACAACAGUAGUCGCGAAUGCUCUGCAAGGGCACAUCGACCACCUCAUAAACACAUCGACUUUCGGACACCAUCCGUUCGCACGACAAGCCAUAACAGAGGCCUCCACCUCCAUCCUCAAAGAGCUGUCGUACGACAUCAGCGACGAGUUGGAAAUUUGCAUCAAACCUUACAAGUACAGGAUCGAUCUGGAGGACACCGAAUGGUCCAGAGGGCGAGAGAACAUUCAAAAGACAUUGAAAGAGGAGCUACGCUCAUGUGAAGCCGCUGCCAAGCACGUUGAGAGCGAAGUUGGCGGGAAGAAAAAGCUCAAGGAUGUCAUGGGCUUCAUCGACCGCGUUCGAAACGGGCAGGUCGUGCUUGAGGGUGAUGGUAGAGGUGGUGCGGGCGGUUUCAGCUCCGCUCUACUGGAAAGAGGCUUAGAAGGCGUCUUUCUACGGGAUCGUGCCGACAUACUGAAACUACGACUCAUGGCGAUCAAGUCCAAGCAGUGUGCAAACAAGAAGAACAAGUACUUCUGCCCGGAAGUCUUCCUGGAUGCCGUGGCCGACAAGCUCACCACGACUGCUGACCUCUUCCUCGAUGCUGAGCUCUUGUCCAAAUUCUACUAUAUUUUCCCGCGUGAGCUAGACGCACGAUUGGGAAGAAACCUGUCUCCUACAGAAGUCGAGCGUUUCGCGCGCGAAGAUCCCAAGAUACGGCGGCAUCUCGACGUGGUCAGGCGUAAGGAGCUGUUGGAACACGUAUUGAAGGAAAUGGAGGGAUUACGGCAACUCGAGGCACGAGAAAAGCGAUACGCCUCACGGUCGACGCAGACAAGAUCUACGGAGAAGGGUCGAAGCAAAGGGUGGAGUCUGUUUUAG